Molecule: messenger RNA, 2187 nt
Organism: Penicillium malachiteum
Lineage: Eukaryota; Fungi; Ascomycota; Eurotiomycetes; Eurotiales; Aspergillaceae
Exons: 1
Coding region: 1-2187 (728 amino acids)
Source: RefSeq, a predicted model, not a curated record
AUGGCCGACAGCAGCUCACCCGAUUACAAAAGACUCUAUCUACAAGAGAAAGAGAGAAAUACACAAGAGAGGGAGAGACGAGAACAAGCCGAGGAUGAAGCUAGGAAGGAGAAAGAGCGUAGCCGAUCGCUCGCCUUCAUGGAACUAAUAUGUCAUGGCCAUAACCUGCUCUCAAGACCGCUUCGAGUCAGAACACCUUCUCGCUCGACUACAGGGACAAUACCUCCUCCUACCGGAAAGUACUGCCCGGUGCGACUAAAACCAUGGACAAACUGCCCGCUUCAACAGCAAGAAAUCUACGAUGCUGUAUGCAAAUACCUCCAACCAACCGAGGGAGUCUCGUCACAGUUACCUACCUCCUUAAUCACUCUUGAAGCUGAUGCCCGACGAUUUUGCCUCGACCCAAUGCACAGUGAACAGAGCGUCGAGAGCUACGAGCGAAUUGCAGUUGAAGGUCACGUCCGUGAUAUAGUCGCAGAGCUAUGCAAAAUCGAUGCUGCCCGUAGCGAGUUUCGCCUUGGUGAUGGAAUCCAGUUCGACAAUCACAAGAACUCACUCGAUCGUGAUGAAUGUGUAGAGGCGAAUUUACAUCAAUCGUCACGCGUACAUAAUCCGAAACCUGAUCAGUUCUGUAUUCAUCGGGUCGAUGGGAAUACCUCUACCCUCCUCACUACAGUUGAAUAUAAGCCACCUCACAAGCUUCCCACUGAAGCCCUUCGUAUAGGACUUCGACCAAUGGACUUGUGGAGGGAAUUGGUUAGUUCGAACAAAAUACCACAGGAAGAAGCAAGCAAAUUGAAGUACAAUAUUGAAAAAACUGUUUGCUCCGCUCUUGUCCAGGAGUACCAUGCGAUGAUCCAGGAAGGUCUUCAGUAUUCUUGGUUAACGAACGGGAUUGCCCGCGUCCUUCUUCACAUUCCCUACGACGAACCUGGUACAUUACAAUACUUUUUCUGUGACCCUAAUGGGGAAUUGGAGGGCGAAAUUCGACAAAAUCUUCAAGAGCCGAAAACCUCGAUCGCACGCGUCCUUUGUCUUUGCCUAAUGGCAUUUCGUGCGCCUCAACGUGACCAUGAAUGGAGGAAUAAUGCACGCUCAAAUCUCCCCCUUUGGACAACCAGCUCUCACAUUCCUAAAAUAGACCUGCAGCAACUCCCUUUACAUUCUGAUGGUACUGAUUAUGCCAGUCCGGAAUCAACUGUGGACUCAAGUCUCGAUUAUCAAGCGCCUUCUUCUCCGCUAGAAUCUCCAACAAAUGAUCGCCGAGUUACGAGAUCUCAAGCUGGCUGUGCGCUCCCAACUAUGCGGCACCGGUCGCAAUCUCCGGACUCUUCCGGCUCUGAGUCGAAUCAAGCCCCCAGGCGUAAACGGGGCUUCAGUCAAGUUGGGUCUUCUCCAUCUCCCCAAACGGCACGUGAACAUCACACCAGACAUAGCCAAGGAAGCCAGUCCCAAUACCACAAUGCGCAAUAUUGUACACAGAGAUGUUUACUUGGGCUACAGAAUGGUAAUAUUCUAGAUGAGUCUUGUCCAAACGUGUCACUUCAUCGCCAGGGUACAGGAGACCUGAAACACCCUAUCAACGCAGACGGAUUGAUGCAUUUAUUAAAAGCGCAACUGGAUGAGAACAUUGAUCGUUGUAUAUCACUUGGAAGUUGCGGGCAGUCUGGAGCACCAUUUAAACUUACCUGCGCCAUAUAUGGCUACACCGUCAUUGGAAAGGGAACUACAUCAUGCCUAUGGAGGGAAGUCUCCCACGAAGUCCAGGCUUACCGAAUUUUGCAGAAGGCUCAAGCAUCUGCUGUACCUGUCUUCCUCGGUACAAUCGAUCUAGCGAAAGUUUACUUUCUUCAUGGGGCUGGAGACAUUCGCCACAUGCUUGUUAUGGCCUGGGGGGGCGAAAGUUUAGCAACGAUGGGACUGAAGCCAUGGCUUUUUAAAGAGAUUCAUAAAUCGGAGAAUGAAAUCAAAGCUUUGGGGAUCAUCCAUGAGGACCUCUGGUGUGACAUUGAUGAGGGCCUUUGGUCUGGCAAUGUUCUCUGGAACGAAGAACUUAGGCGGGCGCUGAUCAUUGACUUCCAUCGCUGUACAUUAAAACGUCGGCAAACUCAAAAAAGACUACUGCCGGUGAAGAGGCGGCUUUCUCAGACAGGGGUGGGAUAUCCCAAGCGUUUACGGGCUUUGUGA